CUCCCCCGGCACCUGCGACAGGUGGAGCGCGCGGCCUCCGGCACUCGGCCAUGUCCGCGGUGUCCGCGGAUGUCUCCGGGACCGAGUCCGGGUCGGAGUCCGGACCGGAGUCCGGGUCGGAGCCCGGGCCGAAGCCGGGGCCGGAGCCCGGACCGAAGCCGGGGCCGGAGCCCGGACCGAAACCGGGGCCGGGACCCGAACAGAGGAGGGAACUGAGGCAGGGGUCCGAGCCAAGCCAGUUGUGCCCCGAGCACUGCGAGCCUCUGAGCUGGUUCUGUCUCUCGGAGCGACGGCCGGUAUGCGCCACCUGCGCCGGGUUUGGCGGUCGCUGUCACCGGCACCGCAUCCGCCGGGCGGAGGAGCACGCCGAGGAGUUGAGAAACAAGAUUGUGGACCAGUGUGAGAGGCUGCAGUUACAGAGUGCUGGCAUCACCAAGUAUAUGGCCGAGGUCCUGCAGGGGAAGAACCAGAAAGCAGUGAUCACGGCUAGUGCAUCGAGGGACCUGGUCAUCCAGAGGUUGAGUUUGGUGAGGAACCUGUGUGAGAGUGAGGAACAGCGAUUACUGGAACAGGUACACGGCGAAGAGGAGCGAGCCCACCAGAGUAUCCUGACUCAGCGGGCACACUGGGCUGACGCACUCCAGAAGCUGGACACCCUCCGCACCAGCAUGGUGGACAUGCUCACCCACCUGAAUGACCUCCAGCUGAUACAGAAGGAGCAGGAGAUUUUUGAGAGGGCCGAAGAAGCAGAGGGCAUUUUGGAGCCCCAGGAUUCGGAGAAAUUAAGCUUUAACGACAAGUGUGCUUGGAGCCCACUACUGACUCAACUGUGGGCAACAUCGGUUAUCUGGUCUCUCUCAGGCAUGGAGGAGGUGCUCAUCGAUGAAAGGACUGUCAGCCCCUUAUUGCAUCUGUCUGAAGACCGAAGGACUCUGACCUUCACUGCCAAGAAGUCCAAGGCCUGCACAGAUGACCCAGAACGCUUUGACCACUGGCCCAACGCCCUGGCUGCCACUGCCUUCCAGACUGGGCUCCACGCCUGGAUAGUGAACGUUAAACACAGUUGUGCUUAUAAAGUGGGUGUGGCCUCGGCUCAGCUGCCCCGAAAGGGUUCUGGCAAUGACUGCCGCCUGGGCCACAAUGCCUUCUCCUGGGUCUUCUCCCGCUACGACCGAGAAUUCUGUUUCUCACACAAUGGGCAGCAUGAGCCUCUGGCACUACUCCGGUGCCCAGCCCAGCUCGGCAUACUGCUGGACCUGCAGGCAGGAGAGCUGGUCUUCUACGAUCCUGCCUCAGGGACAGUGCUUCACAUCCACCGCGAGGCCUUCCCUCAGAGGCUCCACCCAGUCUUCGCUGUGGCUGACCAGGUCAUCUCCAUCGCUCACGGACCUCUGGCCGCAGCGAGACCAGAUCCACCUCCCCACCACCCUUGCAGGUCAGGCCAUGCUUCUCGCUAGUGUCCUUUUCCUGAUGUGAGCCGUGCUCCCCAUGGGCAGCUUCUGGAGAGAUGGGGAUCUGGUUCAGCCUCAGACAUAACCUUUUGAUGUUGGUCAUCUGUGGGGAUCCUGGUUCUUUUCUCUUGGCCUUAGUCUUCCAAACCCACCAUGCUUGCACCCUUCCAAGGGUCUCAUUAACCUGUACCUCUGGCCUCCAGCAUGGUGGCUUGUGUGCGGCUAGUAUAGGACAAGGUACAGUGAGGGGGAAGUGGCUGAGCAGGCAGGUGACUGGUGGCGUAGCAGUUUCUGGAGAAGGACUGCAGUCCCUCAAAGUGCCUUGCUGCAGAGCAGCGUGUACUGAACCUUCCCUAGCCUCUCAGUUCAGUAUUUCUUGGUCUUUUCACGAUACACCACGUGAAGAGAGUAUAUUUUUAGCAGACAAAGGACAACCUGCCAGGCUACUGUUGGCCAGCAGACUGUGGUGGGAGUGUGGUGCCCUCCUCCCACAUUCUGUCGAGGCGCCAGUGUCCCAUCUCCAGCACCCCUG
Molecule: messenger RNA, 1983 nt
Organism: Apodemus sylvaticus (European woodmouse)
Lineage: Eukaryota; Metazoa; Chordata; Mammalia; Rodentia; Muridae
Gene: Bspry
Product: B-box and SPRY domain containing
Exons: 6
Coding region: 51-1457 (468 amino acids)
Molecular function (GO): protein binding
Source: RefSeq, a predicted model, not a curated record